AUGUCGGCGACUUUGGACUCAAAGUCUGUUGGCCAGACGAAGAAGUUUGGAAAGGGCGAGAGGACCAUUCCCGCCCAAAAGGCUCAAAAGUGGUAUCCCACCGAGGAUGAAUGCCAACCGAAGAAAGUUCGCAAGACAAACCACCCUGCUAAGCCCCGGCCCAGUCUUCAACCUGGCACAAUCCUCAUCCUCCUCGCUGGUCGUUUCCGUGGCAAGCGCGUCAUCCUCCUCAAGCACCUCCCACAGGGUGUUCUCCUCGUUACUGGUCCUUUCAAACUAAAUGGUGUUCCUCUCAGAAGAGUAAACGCCAGAUACGUCAUUGCCACGAGCGCAAAGGUUGAUCUCAAGGGCGUUGACGAUAAGGUUUUAGAAAAGGCUGCCGAAUCUGACUACUUCAACCGGGAGAAGAAGGCAGAGAAAAAGGGAGAGGAAGCGUUCUUCAAGCAGGGAGAAAAGCCCGAGAAGAAGAAAGUCGCCACCGCCCGCGCCAAUGACCAAAAGGCCAUCGACCAACCCCUUUUGGCCACUAUCAAAAAGGAGCAGUUCCUUGCCAGUUACCUUUCUUCCAGCUUCAGUCUACGGAAGGGCGACAAGCCUCACGAGAUGAAGUGGUAA
This is a messenger RNA of Histoplasma mississippiense, 615 nucleotides long. Its product is annotated as 60S ribosomal protein L6. Gene Ontology annotation, biological process: ribosomal large subunit assembly; cytoplasmic translation. Lineage: Eukaryota; Fungi; Ascomycota; Eurotiomycetes; Onygenales; Ajellomycetaceae. Gene Ontology annotation, cellular component: cytosolic large ribosomal subunit; ribosome. The record is from RefSeq and is a predicted model, not a curated record. Bases 1 to 615 code for a protein of 204 amino acids. Gene Ontology annotation, molecular function: structural constituent of ribosome; RNA binding. The transcript has 3 exons.